This is a messenger RNA of Nicotiana attenuata, 3504 nucleotides long. Its product is annotated as pentatricopeptide repeat-containing protein At4g33990. Gene Ontology annotation, biological process: RNA modification. Lineage: Eukaryota; Viridiplantae; Streptophyta; Magnoliopsida; Solanales; Solanaceae. Gene Ontology annotation, molecular function: RNA binding; protein binding; zinc ion binding. The record is from RefSeq and is a predicted model, not a curated record. The transcript has 4 exons. Bases 806 to 3298 code for a protein of 830 amino acids.
AAAACACUGAUCCGCCGUUUUCUAAAAAGAUCAAAGAGAAAAAGCAAAAAAGAUACAAAAACAAAAAGGGAUAUAGACCUGCAAGGCUGAAAAAUCUGAAGGGGCUGACAGCGGCAGACAUAGCUGACCGCCGCAGACAAACAGACCCCUCCCCCUUGACUUCGUCGUCUUCUUCAAUACCACCCCAAACGACCCCUUCGUUCCAUCUCCUUCCUCCAUUCCAAAACCUGCAGCAACCAACGUCCACUAAAACUCCAUCGCCGACCAGCCAUGACACCCUAGCUUUCAUCUUCUUCAUCCUUCAUCUUCAGCCAUAACACAAGAGAACCCUUUCCCCCUCAACGCACACAGCCACACACAUGUACAGAAACGAAAAACAGAGAGAACGAGAGUAGAAGGGAGGCAACGAGUUUCCGUCCAAAAUCGAGUGAACGUUAGCUCCGAGCUUGGGUGUCGAGUUUUUCGGCGCCGGUUCGAGGUUCCGGCGAUGUUGCCUUUAGAACUUUCUGGCCGUUGUUCAUGUAUUAUGGCAAAGAUUCCGACUCUGUUCUUGCUUCAUUAAUACAAAGGGAUUAUGGACAUUCGUAGAUUAUCUUGCGCACUCCUACUUAGAAAUCAACCGAGCAGUUGAUAAUCCAGAGAUGGACAAAACCUGCUUUUUGAUGAGUAACGUGGUCAGUAUGUAGGGAUGGAAGUGCUGUCACUUGGAGAAUGUAAAUUUAGCUGAAAUAGCUGAUGCUGCUUUUUGGUUGAGCAAGGACGCUUGUAAAGAGAUUGCCAAUAUCUUGUCAGGAGCAACAGUGCCAUGUCAGUGCCGAGGUCAAUGUUGCUAUGUCACAGAGGUGGAUUAUUACUGUCGUUCAAAGGUGGGCGUUCCACAAAAUCGCUACCAUUCUCCUCUUUCUGUUGCAAGUUAUACUCAAGUAGAAGUUGCAAUGAGGUGUUAUCAAAUGGUGUUGCAAGCAGGAAAAAAGAGAAAGACUUUGAGCAUUUAUUCAAAUCCUGUACCAAAAUCUACAUUUUGAAGUGCCUUCAUGCCCUUCUCGUUGUGUCAGGGAAGGCUCAGAGUAUCUUUAUCGGCACUAGACUUGGGAAUCUUUAUGCUCACUUGGGUGAUGUUUCUUUGUCUCAGAAGACUUUCUGCAUGAUAGAGAAUAAAGAUGCUUAUACCUGGAAUUCCAUGAUAUCAUCUUAUGUUCGUAAUGGCAACUUCCGUGAAUCUCUGAAUUGUUUGAAUGAAAUGUUGUCCACGGCUGAUGUUAAGCCUGACUUUUACACUUUCCCUCCAGCGUUGAAAGCUUGCGGUAAUAUACUUGAUGGUGCAAGAAUACAUUGCUGGGUUUCGAAACUUGGCUUAGAGUGGGAUGUGUUUGUAGCUGCCUCCUUGGUGCAUAUGUAUUGCCGUUUCCAAUCAUCUAAUGUUGCCUUCAAAAUUUUUAAGAAUAUGCCUUUUCGGGAUAUGGGUUGUUGGAAUGCUAUGAUAUCUGGAUUUUGUCAGAAUGGAAAUGCUAUAGAGGCAUUGAGCCUGUUGAAUGAGAUGAGAUUAGAGGGUAUAAAAAUGGAUUCGGUGACUAUCGCAACAGUACUUCCUAUAUGUGCGCAGCUUGAUGAUAUUGUGCACGGGAUGUUAAUUCACUUGUAUGUUAUAAAGCAUGGCCUAGAAUUAAAUGUCUUUGUAUCGAAUGCCUUAAUAAACAUGUACGCCAGAUUUGGUGAGUUAAGACAUGCACAAAAAGUAUUUGAUGAUAUGAUUGUAAGAGAUUUAAUAUCAUGGAACUCUUUAAUUGCUGCAUAUGAGCAAAAUAAUGUACCUGAAAAGGCACUGAAGUACUUUCAUGAGAUGAGGGUAAAUGAGAUUCAGCCUGACUUGUUGACGAUUGUGAGUUUAGCUUCUAGUACAGCUCAGACCAAAAGUUUCCAUUGCUGCAGAUCAGUUCAUGGAUUUAUAUUGAGGAGAUGUUGGAUUCAGGAGGAUGUUAUUGUGUGUAAUGCUGUUGUGGACAUGUAUGCAAAAUUGGGUUUCAUUCAUUGUAGUCGUAAGGUUUUUGACGAGAUGCCGAUUAAGGAUGUGAUAUCCUGGAACUCAAUGAUCUCAGGUUAUGCUCAAAAUGGUCUUGCAAGUGAGGCUAUUGAAAUUUACAACAUGAUGAAAAAAUGUGAUGACGUAGCACCAAACCAAGGAACUUGGGUUAGCAUUUUACCAGCUUAUGCUCAUCUAGGUGCGUUGCGAGAAGGAAUGAGGACUCAUGGGCAUGUUUUCAGAGUAGCUCUUAAUUUGGACAUCUUUGUUGGUACCUCCCUCAUUGACCUUUAUGGUAAAUGUGGAAGACUGGAUGAUGCCAUGUCUUUGUUUUACGAGGUGCCUAGGAUGAGUACAGUCCCUUGGAAUGCCAUAAUAUCAUGUCAUGGUAUUCAUGGAAAUGGCAGGGUUUCUCUGAAACUAUUCAAUGAUAUGCUGGGUGAGGGUGUUAAACCAGAUCAUGUAACAUUUUUGUCUCUAUUGUCAGCUUGUAGCCAUUCAGGAUUAGUUGAUGAGGGUAAAAGAUACUUUCAUAUGAUGGAGCAAGAGUUUGGCAUCAAACCUGUUCUAAAGCACUAUGGUUGCAUCGUUGAUAUGUUUGCUAGGGCUGGGCGCCUAGAAACAGCAUACCGAUUUAUAAAAAGCAUGCCUUUGCAGCCUGAUGCUUCAGUUUGGGGCGCUCUUCUAGGUGCAUGUCGAAUACAUGGAAAUGUUGAGCUGGGUAAAUUGGCUUCAGAUAAUUUGUUUGAAGUUGACCCGGAGAAUGUUGGGUACUAUGUCGUGUUGUCUAACAUCUAUGCUAAUUAUGGGAAAUGGGAGGGGGUGAAGGAAGUGAGAUCAUUGGCUAGAGACAGGGGGUUGAAGAAGACUCCUGGAUGGAGCUCAAUUGAACUGAACAAUAAAAUUGAAGUCUUUUACACAGCAAAUCAAUCUCACCCGCAGUGCUAUGAGAUAUACGAGGAAUUAAGUAUUUUAACUGCUAAGAUGAAGUCCCUAGGUUAUACUCCAGACUAUACUUUUGUAUUACAAGAUGUUGAGGAUGACGAAAAGGAACAAAUCCUUACCAGUCAUAGUGAGAGAUUGGCUAUUGCUUAUGGAAUUCUUAACACUCCUCAUAGAAGUCCUUUACGGAUCUAUAAAAAUUUGCGGGUUUGUGGAGACUGCCACAAUGUGACUAAACUUAUUUCUAAGAUAACAGAGAGAGAGAUUAUUGUGAGGGACUCUAAUCGCUUUCAUCACUUCAAGGAUGGUGUUUGUUCAUGUGGGGAUUACUGGUAACAUGUGCCCAUAUUCUGGACAGAAAUUUUGACCUUUAAGGUUGAUAUCGUUAUGGUAUAGGUGCUGCAGGAAAUUUAUUUGUUCUUUUCAAGCUGUUGUACUGUCCUGUGAAUGAUGAAUUCCGAACUCUGUAAUGGAACAGAGUUUUUUAUGAAGGCAAUUCUUUCGUUCUUUUAAUAUUUACUUUUCUCUAGUGGGUGUAGUUA